This is a messenger RNA of Nymphaea colorata (pocket water lily), 1873 nucleotides long. Its product is annotated as U-box domain-containing protein 62. Lineage: Eukaryota; Viridiplantae; Streptophyta; Magnoliopsida; Nymphaeales; Nymphaeaceae. Bases 123 to 1535 code for a protein of 470 amino acids. Gene Ontology annotation, biological process: protein ubiquitination. The record is from RefSeq and is a predicted model, not a curated record. The transcript has 8 exons. Gene Ontology annotation, molecular function: ubiquitin-protein transferase activity.
GAAAAAGAUAUUUCGCUUUAUUUAAAAAUAAAAAAAAAUCCCUCGCUUUUUGGGGAGUAGGGUUUCGCCAUUGGAGAUUCAGCACUUUCUUUCUCGGAAGGGGGCUUUUCCGGUGACCGGAAAUGGCCUCCGAGGGGAUGGGGAACGGGUUAAGCCCGGCAAUCGUGUUCCACGACGAUGGGGCCGCGGCCUUUGGAUCAAGCCGGAAAACCGCCCCUGUUGGCGCUUUUGUGGACCAGAAGUUGUUUUCCGAUGAUCGGGAACGUUAUUUUCGCGGGCAGAGUGAUUUCCGACGGGGCAUGUUCUGCUCGGAAGAGGAGCGUCGGAGCGGGGCGUCUGGCAGCGGCCAGGAGGUCGGUCAAAGCAGGCGUUCCGACGGGCGGGAUUGGCGCCAGAGGGGUGAAUCGGACUGUGACGACGACGAUGAUGAGGAUGAGGACGACGACGAGGACGACGAGGAGGAUGACGACGGGGGAGAAGGGGAAAUGGAGGCGUUGGUAAACGGGAAAGGAGGGAGCAAGCCGAUGCUGCCGGGGAAUGACGGCGGCAAGGACACAAAUAUUCACGUUAGUAGUAACAAUGGAAAUGGUGGUGGUGAGAAUAGUACUAGUGGUGGCAGUUUACUGGGUGUUUCAGAGAAGGGUCGCGAGGGGAAUUUAGAGAGGGAAAACGGCGGGAACAAGGGAAAUUCAGAGAAACACCUUCCUCCUUUUGGUAUGGGAAGAGGAGGGCUGGGGAAGGAUCCUACUGUUACAAACAGUGCUGCAGUGGGUUUAAAUGAAUGCCAACCAGGUAGACCUGAUGAUUGUAGUUCAACGCGCUAUAAGAAUGCAGUUACAGUUGCUGAACCGGAUAGUUACUAUCCACAUAUUUUGCAAGGAACCAGUAUCUCUUCAGCACAUAAAGAAGCCGGAGGGGAGAAUGGUUGUGGAUUCAAUGGGAGAAAAGAUGCGCCAUUGUCUGGUGAACCAGGGGAUUCUUUGAGGGCUAUUCUUUCUGAUCCACUCACAGGUGCUCUCAUGGAUGAUGCAAUGAUACUACCUUGUGGUCAUUCAUUUGGCAGUGGUGGCAUACAACAGGUUCUUAGAAUGCAAGCUUGCUAUACCUGUGGACAAGCCAUUUCUGCUGAUUCUGUGGCACCAAAUCUUUCUCUUCGUUCUGCCGUUCAGGCCUAUCGACGCGAGGAAGAGUUUCAAUUAUCAAAAGCAUCUAAAAGAAGAAGGGAAAGAUUUGAACAGGAAAAGGGUAGUUUUGGUGAACUUCUUUUGGAUGGUUCAAGAAGCAGAGGUGUUCAGUUUCCAUUUGCUGUCAGUGAUCGGGUCAUUAUUAAGGGAAACAAGAGAACUCCACAGCGGUUUGUUGGACGAGAGGCUGUUGUGACAACCCAGUGCUUAAAUGGAUGGUACGUGGUUAAGACACUCGAUAAUGCAGAAAGUGUGAAAUUACAGUAUCGUUCUCUGUCAAAAGUUGGGACUCGUCCUCCCUCUAAUGGAAUGUCAAGUAAGGCUGUGGCGGUGGUUCCAAACUGGCUCUGACUGUACAUAGUUUGCAACUCCAUCGGCAGUGUGAUUAUGUAAAAUAGCCCACGUUUCCUGUUCUCAUAUGUGGCUUGAUCAUCAAUGGCCUUGUAACGUUUAUGUUGAGAUGUUAGAGCAGGAAUUGAAGAAACAGAUAACAUGCAGAAAAAGGCACUACGCUUAAUUAGUAUGUGGCAACAAUCUCAUGUAGCUUCAUGAUUCCAUGUGUCCAUGGCACGGUUGCCAAUUCCUUUCAAGUUGUCGAGGUGCCUGUGUGUACUGUUUUGUCUGUACAAAGGAGAUCGUGUUGUAACUUUUCACUGCUUAGUAAAUUUAUGCAAAAUUCUUACAGAAAA